AUGUCUAGCACCAGAACUAUUGGUAAUGCCACCUUCGCUGCUAUUGGGUAUGGCGCGAUGGGAAUAGCUACCGCCUAUGGGACUCCCCUCCCUCUCGAGGAGCGCCUGAAGGUUCUCGAUGGCGUAUACGCGAAUGGGAUAACACACUGGGACACCUCGGAUAGCUAUCGCGACAGCGAAUUCACCAUCGGACAGUGGUUCAAGCGCACAGGAAAGCGAAACGAGAUCUUUCUAGCUACGAAGUUCGGUUUGGGUCGCCACUGGGAUGGCGACGAGAACCGUACAGUCAACGGCGACCCUGCCUACGUCCCGAAGGCCAUUCAGCGAUCCUUGGAGCAACUCGGUGUUGAGUAUGUUGAUCUGUGGUACUUGCACAGGGCCGAUACUAACGUGCCAAUUGAACUCACUGUGAAGGCGAUGGCAGAGCAAGUGAAGGCAGGCAAGGUCAAGUACCUUGGCCUCUCCGAGGUCAGCGCGGACACUCUCCGUCGUGCGUACGCCGUACACCCUAUUUCAGUCGUCCAAGUCGAGUACUCGCCCUUCACGACCGAGAUCGAGGACGAGACGAUUAGCCUUCUGAAAACUGCCCGCGAGCUCGGGGUCAAGAUUGUCGCCUACGGAGCGCUCGGACGUGGACUUCUCACUGGCAAAUAUACGGAUCCAGAGCAGUUCCCUCCAAACGAUUUCCGUAGGCUGAUCCCGCGGUUCUCGAAGGAGAACUUCCCGAGCAUUCUCAAGAUCGCCGAAGGCUUGAAGAAAGUCGGGGAGAAAUACGGGGCCUCGUCUGGCCAGGUCGCUCUUUCUUGGGUGCUCGCCCAAGGAGAUGAUAUUAUCCCUAUCGUGGGCACGACGAAGCUCGACAACCUGAAGGAGAACCUGGGCGCAUACGAUGUGAAGCUGAGCCUGGAGGACGUUGCGGAAGUGCGCCGCCUUGCGGACGGGGCCUCGAUUCCUGGCGACCGAUACCCGGCAUACCUGUUCCACACCCUGUUUGCCGAUACCCCUGCUAUUCAACAUUAA
This is a messenger RNA of Dichomitus squalens LYAD-421 SS1, 1020 nucleotides long. RefSeq names its product Aldo/keto reductase. NCBI's taxonomy places the organism in Eukaryota, Fungi, Basidiomycota, Agaricomycetes, Polyporales, Polyporaceae. The coding region runs from base 1 to 1020 and encodes 339 amino acids. The transcript has 7 exons. The record is from RefSeq and is a predicted model, not a curated record. Gene Ontology annotation, cellular component: cytoplasm.